Molecule: messenger RNA, 3279 nt
Organism: Ostrinia nubilalis (European corn borer)
Lineage: Eukaryota; Metazoa; Arthropoda; Insecta; Lepidoptera; Crambidae
Product: retinal guanylyl cyclase 1
Exons: 12
Coding region: 529-3279 (916 amino acids)
Biological process (GO): receptor guanylyl cyclase signaling pathway; intracellular signal transduction; protein phosphorylation
Cellular component (GO): plasma membrane
Molecular function (GO): peptide receptor activity; adenylate cyclase activity; ATP binding
Source: RefSeq, a predicted model, not a curated record
GCCGUCUCCGGCGUCGCCGUGCGCGCCGCGGCGCUCUCCGCGGAUGAACUCGACCGGCGACCCCAAGUGGUCGUCGUGUGCACGUCGGCGCUCGCGCUGGCGCAGCUGGCGGCGCUGGCGGCGGCCCCGGAGGCGCGGCCGGCGCUGCUGCUGCUGCACGUGCCCGAGCCCGACGACUCCCCCGUCCGAGCCACCGAUGACGCUUUAUUGAAGAGCAAUAUCAUAUUAGAUUUAAGGAAACCGCCUUACGAAAGAAAAAUAAGAAAUCUAUCGUCCACCACAGCACUCCCGGAAAACGCAAAUUUAUCGUUAUUCUAUCCGGGGACGUAUAAGAAAAGUUUUCCGUCGCCGCCGACCGCCGAGUUCGUAAACAACGCUACGCCACCCUAUCGCAAUAAGAGAAUUCGUUACGGAGUCGAAUCGGCGGGAUCCCCGACCUCGAAGGCUGUUUUUCGAGCCAGGCGCGUCGUAAACACGAUAAAAACAGACUAUGAUUCGUUGCGAAACAAUUCUCCCGUUACGUAUAUAAUGCGGGCCGCACGACAAACUAUAACAGAAAACGAGUUCAAGGACAAACGAUCCGCCGACACUGAAGACAGUCUCGAGCGAAGGACACCCCUUGUCGCCUCGAUACCUUCGAUUCCACUCGGCACUCUCGAAACCCUUGUGUUGAAACUGAAUGAAACAUUUCGAGAUCGAACUUUAAUACUCAGUUCGCAAGAUCUCGAGUUCGAACCGUCUGCCGCUUCAAUGAUCGAGGAAGCCUACGAUUCAAUUCUGGAUUCUCUAGAACAAGAUUCAAUCAAUCAAACGAGUAACGGAGCCUUCUUCUUGUAUGAAAUAAUGCCAAAAGCGGAUGAAACGCACUGGCAAAAGAUCGCAACCCUGACGACCGUGUCGCACGCGUCCCUCGGCGCGGCCGGCUGGGCGACGCGCGCGGCGCUGACCAACGCCAGCGGGCGCUUCGAGCGGUGGAGCUCGGAGCGGCCGGCCGAGGGCGGCGAGGCGUCGUCGGUGUCGGUGCCGGUGCUGAUCGCGUGCAUCUCGCUGGCGCUGGGCGCGGCCGGCGCGCUGGGGCUGGGCACGCGCUGCGCGGCCACGCGGCGGCGGCGGCGGCGGCGGCGCGGCGACGCCGUGCUGGCGGCGGCCGACUUCUGCUUCCCGGCGGACGAGCGGCGGCGCGUGGGCGAGGGCAUGGAGACGAUGCUGUCGUGCUGGCUGCAGCAGCUGCACGAGUUCGGCGGGCCCGAGCUGGAGCGCCCCGACCUGCUCAAGCAGCCCGCGCCCGCGCCCGCGCCCUCCGCGCCCUCCGCGCCCUCCUCCACCACGAGCAUCAACCGCGUCGCGCUCGACCGCCGCACCCGCUACAAGGGAGAUGCAGUGCACAUGAAAUAUCUACCGACGAAUGCCCCCCUCGAACUGAAACGAAAAGCUACUGACGUGCUACUCGUCAUGCAAAGCUUGCGACAUGAAAAUCUCAAUCCAUUCAUAGGAUGCCUGUGCGAGCUGCGGCCGGCGCUGGUGUUCGACCACUGCGGGCGCGGCUCGCUCGAGGACGUGCUGAUGCUGGACGAGAUCAAGCUGGACUGGACGUUCCGGCUGUCGCUGCUCACGGACCUGGUGAAGGGCAUGCGCUACCUGCACGCGUCGCCGCUGCGCGCGCACGGCCGCCUCAGCUCGCGCAACUGCGUCGUGGACGCGCGCUGGGUGCUGCGCGUCUCCGACUACGGGCUGCCGGCGCUCGCGCGCGCGCAGGGCCUGCCGCUCGCCGCGCGCGCGCCCCGGGAGCUGCUGUGGACGGCGCCGGAGCUGCUGCGCGAGGCGCGCGCGGCGGCGGGCGCGGGCGGCGCGGAGGGCGCGGGCGCGGGGCGCGGCUCGCCGGCCGGCGACGUGUUCUCCUUCGCCAUCAUCAUGCAGGAGGUCAUCGUGCGCGGCGAGCCCUACUGCAUGCUCUCGCUCACGCCCGAAGAAAUAAUCGAGAAGCUGAUGCGGCCGCCGCCGCUGAUCCGGCCGUCCGUGUCCAUGGGCGCGGCGCCGCCCGAGGCCGUGAGCGUCAUGCGCCAGUGCUGGGCCGAGGCGCCGGAGCUGCGGCCCGACUUCGGCCGCCUGCACGACAUCUUCCGCCACCUGCACAAGGGCAGAAAAAUAAACAUCGUGGAUUCGAUGUUUGAAAUGUUGGAAAAGUAUAGCAAUAAUUUGGAAGACUUGAUACGUGAACGAACGGAACAGUUAGAUAUGGAGAAGAAAAAAACAGAACAAUUGUUGAAUCGCAUGCUGCCCAGGUCGGUGGCGGAGCGGCUGCUGCUGGGCUCGCGCGUGGAGCCCGAGGAGUUCGAGGACGUGUCCAUCUACUUCAGCGACAUCGUGGGCUUCACGGAGCUGGCGGCGCGCUCCACGCCCGUGCAGGUGGUGGACCUGCUCAACGACCUGUACACGGCCUUCGACGCCACCAUCGAGCGCUACGCCGUGUACAAGGUGGAGACCAUCGGCGACGCCUACAUGGUGGUGGGCGGGCUGCCGGUGCGCGCGCGCGGGCACGCCGAGAGCGUGGCCACCAUGGCGCUGCACCUGCUGCACGUGGCCGGCCGCUUCCGCGUGCGCCACCUGCCCGCCACGCCGCUGCGCCUGCGCGCCGGCCUGCACUCGGGGCCCGUGUGCGCCGCCGUCGUGGGGCUCACCAUGCCGCGCUACUGCCUCUUCGGCGACACCGUCAACACCGCCUCGCGCAUGGAGUCCACCGGCGCGGCGUGGCGCAUCCAGGUGUCGGCGGCGACGGCGGAGCGGCUGGCGGCGGCGGGCGGCUACCGGCUGCGCUCGCGCGGGCUCACGCAGGUCAAGGGCAAGGGCGCCAUGCACACCUACUGGCUGCUGGGCAAGGACGGCUUCGACAAGCCGCUGCCCGUGCCGCCGCCGCUCGAGAACGGCGAGGAAGUGCUGUUCGAGACCGACGGCGAGAACGAGAGCAAGCCGUCGCCGCCGCCCGCGUCGCCGCGCGCGCCCGCCGUCGAGCGCCAGCGCUCCGACCCCUGCUCCACGCCCGACAAAUUCGCCUGGCAGCGGUCGGGCGCCGUGUCCGCCGACAGCAGCCCGCCGCGCGCGCGCGUCGUCGCCGCCGACCACAGCGCGCCGUACGCGCGCUACAAGUGCCUGGCGCCGGGCGCGCGCGUGCUGCGGCGGCAGUGGUCGCUGGAGCGCGACGCGCCCGAGCCGGCGGCCGACGAGCGCGCGCCCGCCAAGUACCGCACGCGGCCCGAGCCCGCGCCCGACGCGCCGCCCUAG